CCCGCCGCUUUGGCGGCUACCGCGCCCGGGUACCAGCCAGGACAGCGUAUGGCGGGCUGGAAGCCCGUAAUCGACUCUCCGUUGGGGGUGGAGAAAGAAGGGAGUUGCAAUGGUGCAAGAAUGGAGUAGACAGAAUUGGAUUUCAUCUUGUUAGUGGUUUUGCAAGAUGAUGACUCAUUGUGAUGGCUUGCAGGGUCAUAAACAAGAGAAGGCACGUGGGACUUCAACAGCUUUCAUCAUUUGCAGAAGCAGGAAGAACUUUUCUAGGUCCAGUAAAAUCAUCCAAAUUUAUUAUAGAUGAAGAGUGUCAUGAAAGUGUGUUAAUCAGUUCAACAGUAAGACUUCUUGAAAGUUUGGAUUUAACUAGUGCAGUGGGACAACUUCUCAAUGAAACAGUGCAAGCACAAAAUAAUACAUAUAGAACUGGAACCAAUACUCUUUUGUUUCUUGUUGGUGCUUGGAGCAGUGCUGCUGAAGAAUGUCUUCAUCUGGGUGUCCCAGUUUCAGUAAUAGUGUCAGUAAUGUCAGAAGGGUUGAACACUUGCAGUGAAGAGACAGUUUCCCUACAAGUACCUAUCCAUAAUAUAUUUGACCAUAUAGACAAAACAAAGACAUUUUCUGGACUUGAAACAUUUAGUGUCAGUUCAUGCCCUUUUCUACAAAUUCCUUCAGAGUCGGAUUUGAUACAGAAAGAGCAUGAUCUCACAGAUGUUGCUUUUCAAUCAUUGACGACUCACAAUUUUUCUGGGAGACCCAUUAAAUCGCCUAAACUCUUCAGACCUCAGGCUAACGUUGAAGCGGACAAAAACACGUCACAUAUUUCACAAACUCUGAAAAAAAGUUUGCUUGCAACCACCUGUUGCAAAAAGUCAAUACUAACCCACAGUAGGCAUUUUAAUAGGACAGAUAAUGAUCAAUGGAUAAGCAAACCAGAUGGAUUUCUAGAACAAAAUGGUGCAGCUACUUCCAGAAAUCACGGAUGUAAUGACUUGGUAGAGUUGGCAGUGGGCUUGAGUCAUGGAGAUCACAGCAGCAUGAAAUUAGUAGAAGAAGCAGUACGGCUGCAAUAUCAGAAUGUGUGCAUGCAACAAGGCACCUAUACAGUGCCAUUUGUGUUUGACAUUUCAAGAAUCUUCACUUGCUGUUUGUCAGGUUUACCUGAAACUUUUUCUUGUGUCUGUCCAGGAUAUAUCACUCUUGUAUCAAAAUCUAGUAGUACUCUGAUCAAGGAAUUGCAGAAUCAGCCUAUCCGGGUGGUUCUCAUUGAAGGUGACCUCACCGAGAAUUAUUGCCACCUUGGAUUUAAUAGGUCCACAAAUAUUAAAACAGUAUUAGGAAGCAUGAAGAUUCAAGAAGAUACCUCAGAAGAACUGUGGGCUAAUCAUGUGUUACAGGUAUUAGUCCAGUUCAAUGUGAACCUCGUCCUGGCACAAGGAAAUAUAUCUGAACACUUAAUUGAAAAAUGCAUACCCAGCAAGCGACUGAUAAUUGGGUCAGUGAAUGGCAGUGUGAUACAGGCUUUUGCAGAGGCUUCAGGAGCAGUACAGGUGGCCUACAUUACCCAAGUGAAUGAAGACUGUAUAGGAAAUGGGGUCUAUGUGACCUUCUGGAGAAGCUUUCCCUUGGAUGUUGUAGAUAGGAAUAACAGAAUGACUAUCUUGUUAAAAACAGAAGGAAUUAAUUUGGUUACAGCAGUGCUUACUAGCCCAGUCUCUGCACAGAUGCAAAAUAAAGAGGAUAGGUUCUGGACUUGUGCCUAUCGUCUGUAUUAUGCUCUAAAAGAGCAAAAGGUCUUUCUUGGAGGUGGUGCAGUUGAAUUUUUGUGUCUUAGCCAUCUUCAAAUUCUUGAGGAACAGUCUCUGAAAAAAGGAAACCAAGCCUGUUCAGGAUGGCUUCAUAAUACUUCCUCUUGGCUGGCCUCAUCUCUGGCACUAUACAGACCAACAGUACUUAAAUGCCUGGCAAGUGGAUGGCACAAAUACCUGUCAACUCUCAUAUAUAACACUACCAAUUGCUCAUCAGAAUUUGAAGCCAGCACAUUGAUUCAACAUCAUCUACAAAAUGCCACAAACUCUAGUUCUCCUUCAUCUUACAUCUUGAAUGAAUAUAGAAAACUGAAUAGUGGAGUUUUGAAUUCAGGCAUUUCAAAUAAACUGGAGCAUAUUCCAAGAGUUUAUGACAUUGUUACACCAAAGAUUGAGGCCUGGCGCCGAGCAUUGGAUUUAGUACUGUUAGUACUUCAGACAGACAAUGAAAUUAUUACUGGACUUGGACAUACACAGAUAAAUUCAGAGCAAUCAGAGAGCUUUUUGUUUUUGUAGUGUUAUUGGCUAAGUCUGCAGAAAGUAAUCUUUUGUAAUAUGUGCUAAUAAUAAAUUUAAUAAUAGCCUAGUCAUGGUGCCUAACAUGCCAACUAUUCCCAAGAAGAAAACAAGCGACGUUUGUUAAUAACUAUGCAGUGUCUGAGAUUUUGCCCUACUUACAAGCUAAUAAGUUAGCCCAUUACUGUUUCAUGAGUGCUACAGAAGACAUGAGACACCUGGGUCAGAGACAAAGGACUUUAUUAUUCAUGGCAAAAGCAGUAGCCAGAGCUUCAUAUUGGUUUGCAUCUGAUCUCCAUUUCCUCCAGUCCCAUGGUGAUAAUGUAAAGGGUCAAUGAAGAAAGCCUGCACAUGCGGUGGGUUGCAUUACAGGAAAGGAACACUGAGUUUGGGAUAUUCAUUGCUCUUAUAGAACUGCCUGCUCUAUCCUGUUACAAAAUGAGGAGAGUCCCUGGAAUAAACUUGAUUCAUGUGGCAAACUUCUACUCCUGUGCUCCUAAAAUUUUGACCUCCCUGUUCACAGAAUGAAAGCCCAGUAAUAUGAAACAGAUGGUGAAAGGUUAAUGUGCUCAGAAAUCUUCAAUGACAUGGGUGAUGCAAUCUUGUCUGGAGGCUGCCAUUCGUGAGUCUGCUUGGAGAGAAGGAAUCAUUCAUCAAGUGGCAGUUAUGUGCAGAACUGCAUACUGAACUUUCUAACUGUUUUGGGAAUAGUCUUACAGUUGGCUUGCCCUAAAGGUUAUUGGAAAAACCUAAACCAGGAUCUUACAAUUUUAUGCAC
Molecule: messenger RNA, 3099 nt
Organism: Choloepus didactylus (southern two-toed sloth)
Lineage: Eukaryota; Metazoa; Chordata; Mammalia; Pilosa; Megalonychidae
Gene: BBS12
Product: Bardet-Biedl syndrome 12
Exons: 6
Coding region: 183-2321 (712 amino acids)
Biological process (GO): photoreceptor cell maintenance; chaperone-mediated protein complex assembly
Source: RefSeq, a predicted model, not a curated record